Molecule: messenger RNA, 599 nt
Organism: Tuber melanosporum (Perigord truffle)
Lineage: Eukaryota; Fungi; Ascomycota; Pezizomycetes; Pezizales; Tuberaceae
Exons: 1
Coding region: 1-183 (60 amino acids)
Source: RefSeq, a predicted model, not a curated record
AUGGGGGGGGGACUUUCGCACUUCGCCAGGACGGUGCCAAUGGAGCGUAGGAAAGAUCGGCGGCGAGCGGGAUGGACAACCCGCACCAGGCCGUAUUCUAGAGUCCGUUAUCGUUGCGCUGCGCAAGUACUCGUACAAGUACCGGUAUCCCGAACCGGGGAAAUAUUUACAAUCCCGCCAUAGGACACCGCCUCAGUCCCGAAUAUGCUUAUUUCAACCUUAGGCUGACUACCGGUAGGAGAGAGGGAUAGCGGAUUGACUUUUGUGCAACUAGCUUGUGUUGUACAGAUUGUAUCUUGAACAUUUUACAUCCUAUUUCUGGCCACAGCAUCAUCGCGGGAACUAAGAUUAGAAACUUGAAAGAAUGUGACCUUUGAAGCCUAGAUACGUGUCACGGGAAUUGGAAAAGAUCGAUGGCAUCAGGUCUUUCAAACAAAGGUCCAGUAAAGGCGAAGUAUUCCUGAUCGGCCAGCGAUCACGUCCCAAGUGUGCUCCGUAGUUUGGCCGCGUGGGGGGGGAUUGCCCCUUCGACUGAGAUGUAGACUACCGGCAUCAUUGCCUGUACUGGCACUUGAGUAAUGUAUGAGAUACUCGAGUUC